CAACAGAAAGAGCCUAUCAGUGCCAGUCAGUGCCACCUAUCAAUGCCAGUCAGUGCCACCUAUCAGUGCUGCCAGUCAGUGCCGCCUAUCAGUGCACGUCAGUGCUGCCUAUCAGUGCCCGUCAGUGCUGCCUAUCAGUGCCACCAAACAGUGCAAGCCAGUGCCACCAAACAGUGCCAUCUAUCAGUGCUAUAUAUGAUUGCUGCCUUUCAGUGCCCAUCAGUGAUGCCUGUCAAUGCCCAUCAGUGCCACCUACUAUGUGUCACCUAUCAGUGUCCAUCACUGCAGCCUCAUUAGUGCACAUCAGUGAAGGAGAAAAAUCACUUAUUUACAAAAUUUUAUAACAGACUAAGAAAAAAACUUUUUUUUCUCAAAAUUUUCAGUUGUUUUUGGUUUGUUUAG
Messenger RNA from Staurois parvus, 402 nucleotides. Lineage: Eukaryota; Metazoa; Chordata; Amphibia; Anura; Ranidae. The record is from the annotation of a GenBank genome assembly.